AUGCCGACGAAGGGAAAAUGCAAAGAAGAGGCAGAGGACUUUCAACCACUUCCUGCAAAAUUUGAACUGAAAAGUAACUGGGAUGUGGAUGAGAAUGAUAUCAAGGACUCAUGGGAGGAGGAAGGUGAACCAGCUCCGCUAAUUGUAAAGGCUGCUACUGAGAAGGCUCCAAAGAAAGCAGCACCAAAAGUUGUUGAAAAGAAAGGUAAAACUGUUGAAGCUCCAAAAGCAUCAUCAAGGGAAGAACCUUUAGAUCCUAUUGCUGAUAAACUUCGCAUGCAGAGGUAA
Microthlaspi erraticum is the source of this 288-nucleotide messenger RNA. NCBI's taxonomy places the organism in Eukaryota, Viridiplantae, Streptophyta, Magnoliopsida, Brassicales, Brassicaceae. The record is from the annotation of a GenBank genome assembly.